Messenger RNA from Purpureocillium lilacinum, 780 nucleotides. Lineage: Eukaryota; Fungi; Ascomycota; Sordariomycetes; Hypocreales; Ophiocordycipitaceae. The record is from RefSeq and is a predicted model, not a curated record.
AUGGAGCACGAUCGCCGCUACAUAGGCGGGCGAUUUAUCGGUAAGACGGUAGUACUUGUCCAACUUCGCCCAGCCCGAGUUGUACAUCGGCCCCAUCAUUGGAUCGCCUUUGUGUGCUUCCUUUCCCGCUUCAAACUGCGCAAGCAUGAAAUCCAUAGCCAGGAGGACAUUGCGAGAGUUGCAAACGACGAUUCGAGCGCCUUGGUAGUCAUCUUGAUCCUCUGCGGAGAGCUCGUCGCCGGCACAAUCUGCUUCCGUCCACUUGCUGAAAUAGCCAUCUAUUGCUUCUCGGAGGUUCAACGCCGCUCGCAGCAUAGUAUACCACGAGCUCCAUCUUGUGUCGUUGUCUCGCGCAAGCUUGCGGUUGCGGCUAAGAACUUGGAACCUUUGGCUGCGCUGGACACUCUGUUGGAUGAAGACGACGAAGUUAUGAAGCUUGCCGAGAGGGCCCAUUUGCCGCCACGCCUUGAUCUCUUUCAAUGUCGCAUUAUUCCCCGAAUCGUCAUGCUCGAGUUUCUCGUUGUCCGUGACGAAGAGGAAGGCUUUCGCGGCGAGGUUGAUAAUAUGGCCUUGGCAGCGAAGUCUGUGUGUUUUGGGAAAGAGAUUUCAUCAUCGUAUCAUUAUUGCCUGCAUUGUCCAUCACAAAAUAGCCGAGCUUGGAAGCAAAGCCCCAGUCCUCUAUCACUUCCAGAAUUGCAUCUGCGAGGUGAGACCCGUCAUGCUCACUGUCGAUGUCCUUUAGCGCCAACGUAUGGUGUUGCAAUUGACCGUCUUCCGUAA